AUGCCACAGCCAUAUGUUUAUAUGCCAAAGUUUCCUGAUGAAGGACACUUUCCUUCUCACCUUAAAACCAUAUUUCUAGGUGGUUGUCGUUUGGAGGAGGAUACCAUGCCUAUUCUAGAGAAGCUGCUUCACUUGGAAGAGGUUUGUUUAUGGGAAGGAUCUUUUAGUGGGAGGAGAAUGGUUUUCUCUGCAGUUUCUAAGAUUCAAUGGGCUAGAGGAUUGAAGUGGAUAGUAGACGAAGGAUCUGUGCCACUUCUCCACACUUUCCAGAUUAGUUAUUGUGAAAAGUUAAAGGAGCUUUCUGAUGGACUACGAUAUCAUCACUUCCUUAAAGAAUCUGAAUUGUCAUGGUAUGAGCGAGGAAUGGAAGGAGCGAUUGUCGGAAGGAGGAGAAGAUUACAAAUUCCAACACAUCCUUUUGUUAAAUUCUACAGCUGA
Molecule: messenger RNA, 438 nt
Organism: Thlaspi arvense
Lineage: Eukaryota; Viridiplantae; Streptophyta; Magnoliopsida; Brassicales; Brassicaceae
Source: the annotation of a GenBank genome assembly